CUCGGCGCCUUCCCACUACCCGGCCUCGGAGUGAAGUCGGAACUCGACUCCCAAGUUGCGGAGCCGUGAUUACGCCACGGUAUGGCUUGUCUUUAAAAAAGGGCCACAUACCGGGCCAACUGGCACAGCUGAGCGGGCGGGGAGCGGUGUCGGCUUUUGUUUUCUGCCCCGCGGGGUGAAUGCCCGUCUCCGUGCCCUCUUCCCCUGCUGGUCCCUGAGCCGAGGAAGGGGUACCGCCCGCCUGCGGACGGCGUGGUGCGGCUGUUACGUAGCCGUCUGGCUCUCCACGCCGCGGGGCGCGGCAGGCCUGCGGGAUCCCGGGCCGCCGCCCGCUCAGCUGUUUCCGGCCCGUGUUUGUGGUGCGGAGGGAGGCCGCGCGGCGCUCGUGCCCGGCCCCGGCCCCUCCCGAUUGGCCCGCGGCGUCACGUGCCCGCAAUCAGCGGGGGCUGCGGGGCGCUCGCUGUACUGGGCCGCUGCGGGCUGAACUGACCCAGUGCGGGCGGUCUCGUGGUCCCCGGUGCCCGGCGGCAGGCGGCGUCCUUACUGACCCAGCUCGAAGGAGGCUAGGCGUGCGGCGUGCUUCUGCACCCCAUUUCCACGCUCUUACGUAGGUUUUUAGAACUUCAACAAAAAAAAAUGGGCAGAAUUUUCCUUGAUCACAUCGGGGGUACCCGUCUGUUUUCUUGUGCAAACUGCGACACAAUCCUGACCAACCGCUCAGAACUCAUCUCCACUCGGUUCACAGGCGCCACUGGCAGAGCAUUUCUCUUUAACAAGGUAGUUAACCUGCAGUACAGUGAAGUUCAAGACCGGGUCAUGCUCACUGGCCGCCACAUGGUUCGAGAUGUGAGCUGCAAAAACUGCAAUAGCAAACUGGGAUGGAUCUAUGAGUUUGCCACCGAAGACAGCCAGCGUUAUAAGGAAGGUCGUGUGAUCCUGGAACGUGCUCUAGUUCGAGAGAGUGAGGGCUUUGAGGAGCAUGUACCAUCUGAUAACUCUUGAAGAAAAAGAGAUAACUCCGUCUUUUCCCUGGUCUCCUUCACUGAAAACAAAAAUCUACUUACAUACACUGUCACCUUAGCAUCAGAGUCGGAUUCAUGAACUGUGGAACAAGAGGUUGUGAGAACUAAGAUGGAACCUUUUUUUCUUCCUUUCUUUCUUUUUUUAAAUUUUCUGUUUUCCAUCCGACAGCAGUGUAGAGAGAAUAUGAUGCAGAUGCUGUUAAUUUUUUUCCCCUAUGUUUACAUCUUGAGGCAGAAUAAUACAUCUGCAACUACUUGGUAAGCUGUGUGAGGAAAAAAAUCUGGGCUGUUAGAGUAAAAGUGUGUUUUAUGUAAAUUUUGAAAGGAAAAUGUGUCAAGAGCAUGGUUUUUAAACUUAUUUGGGCUUUAUUUUAAAACUUAAUUUUUUAAACCCAGUUAUUUCACUUGAUUUGCUAGCUUCAGAGAAGAAAUCCGAAUUCGUGACCAGCGCGCUAAAGGUUCAGUGUUAGUAUGGCUUGUGCUGGCCUUUGUGCCAUAUUCUUGUUGGAGAUGAACCGUAGCAACAGAGCCCAUUCUUCCUGUCAGUCUUGACCCAAAGAAGUCACCAUUCCUAGUUAUUUGUCACCAUGUAAUUGGUGUCGAUUGGAAACUUACCUGAAAUGGGCAAAACUGCUUGGUUGUUUUUUCCAUGUAACUUAAACAUAGUAAUAUAAAUAAAGUAAUAGUUGGA
Messenger RNA from Manis pentadactyla (Chinese pangolin), 1713 nucleotides. It is a transcript of the gene YPEL5, whose product is annotated as yippee like 5. The record is from RefSeq and is a predicted model, not a curated record. The transcript has 3 exons. The coding region runs from base 637 to 1002 and encodes 121 amino acids. Lineage: Eukaryota; Metazoa; Chordata; Mammalia; Pholidota; Manidae.